Pelagomonas calceolata is the source of this 820-nucleotide messenger RNA. NCBI's taxonomy places the organism in Eukaryota, Pelagophyceae, Pelagomonadales, Pelagomonadaceae. The record is from the annotation of a GenBank genome assembly.
GCGCAGCGUAGCGUGCCCUGUCGUCCUCAGAGGUUCGGCGGACGGUCGCAUCGCUAUCUGACAGCCUCGCUGCCACUCGGGUCGAUCCGUGCGGCGCGGCCGUGGGCAGCACACAGACUGCACCCCAAGAGCAGCAAAGCGACCGCAGCACCAAAAAAACCGCAGCAGCACAGCGAUGGCGAGCAGCUCCUCCUCCUCCUCGUCCUCGGAAGACAGCGCCGCGCGCCGCAAGCGCAAGGAGAAGAAGCGCCGCAAGAAGGAAAAAAAACGCCGCCGCAAGGAGGAAAAAAAAGCUCGGAAGCGGCGCCGCGCCGACGAAUCACCGGAAGCGGAACCACCCCUGAUGGACGCGCAUGAUAUGAGAGAGGCCGCGGACUUCAAGGAGGCCGUGCUCGGCACACAACAACAACAAGACAGUUCCGACGACGAGGGCCCGAUGCCAUUGCCCGAAGGCCAACAAGCGCAACAGUCCGAAGCGGACUACGGCAAGGCCCUGCGGCCCGGCGAGGGCGCGGCCAUCGCCGCCUACGUCCAGAAGAACAUGCGCGUGCCGCGGCGGGGCGAGAUCGGCCUCAAGUCGACCGAGAUCGAAAAAUUCGAGGCCGCGGGCUACGUCAUGUCCGGGAGCCGCCACGCGCGCAUGAAUGCUGUUAGGAUCCGCAAGGAGAACCAGGUCUACUCCGCCGAGGAAAAAAGGGCCUUGGCCCUCAUCACCUUCGAAGAGAAGCAACAGGCCGAGAACAAGACGAUGGCCCAGUUCCGGGACAUGCUCACGAAGCGCCUUAGGGAUCAGGAUAAAGAUAGUUAGUAACCGAGCGAC